This is a messenger RNA of Zeugodacus cucurbitae (melon fly), 1840 nucleotides long. Its product is annotated as endoplasmic reticulum lectin 1. Gene Ontology annotation, biological process: endoplasmic reticulum unfolded protein response; retrograde protein transport, ER to cytosol. The record is from RefSeq and is a predicted model, not a curated record. Bases 100 to 1734 code for a protein of 544 amino acids. The transcript is spliced from 5 exons. Gene Ontology annotation, cellular component: endoplasmic reticulum lumen. NCBI's taxonomy places the organism in Eukaryota, Metazoa, Arthropoda, Insecta, Diptera, Tephritidae.
UCCUACUCACAGCUGAUAGUGCGUUGCAAAGACACAUCACUCAGUUUUUCGGAAAUAAUACAGUAAUUACAUGGCAAAUAAAUAAUAAUUGGAAUUAAGAUGAGAAUUUUUAAAUAUAUAGUCUCUAAAUGUAUUUUCCUAAUUAUAUUACGUGCGAGUUCCUUAAUGAGCCAUGAGGCAAAGGAUUUCGAUGAUUCUGUGCUUUAUAAAAUUGAUUUCGAGGUACCGGAUUUUGAGAAGGACCCAGAUUUGAAAAAUCAACUGCGUACCUUUUACACACAUGAUCAAGAAAAGUAUGAUUGCGUUAUACCAGUGGUACAGGAUACCAAAGAGCAACCGACAUCUGAGGAACCGGAACUCUCACCCUUAACACUAUUGCAACCUCUGUUCUCAACACAAAGUUGUUCAUAUAGAAUUGAAGCUUAUUGGUCUUAUGAAAUCUGUCAUGGACAACAUGUACGACAAUCGCACGAGGAAAGAGAAGGGAAAAGCGUUAAAUUACAAGAAUAUUACUUGGGCAAAUGGUCGGCGGAGAAGAUGGAAGAACUUACAAAAUUAUGGGAAAGUGAUCGCAAGGCAGGCAUUAAAUAUAAAACCACCAAAAUUGAAAACACUAGAUAUCCAUACUUUGAAUUAGAAAUGACCGAUGGAACUAUGUGCGAUAUUAUCGAUUCGCCACGUACGACACGUGUACGCUACGUUUGUUAUCCUCACGGGAAGAACGAGAUAUAUUCAUUUAAAGAAACAUCUUCAUGUAAUUAUGAAGCAAUUAUACUAACAUAUAUGCUUUGUAUGAAUCCUGCUUUCCACCCCGAGGAAUCGAAAGAGGUUUCUAUUAAAUGUUUCAAUGCGCCCACCGAUGUACAUAAACCAUUGAGUAUGCUACGGCAAGAGCUCAGUGAAAUGCUAUCUGGAGAUGAUGAACUACGCAUUUCGAAUGAUGCGAGUGCUGCUGCAAUGGCUUUAGCGCGUUCGGCUGCAGCAACUGAACGUUUGUCCUUCUUCAAUAAAGUUGGACCAGACGUGGAUAAGCUUGUACAUGAAUUAAUGAUUGGUGCUGGUGUUGAUGUACCUACACCGCCAGCAGCGGACAAUGAAGUUUUGCCAAAUAUACCAAAAGCACCCAUCACAGAUCUGACACCAAUAAAAGAGUUCAUUUCGGGUAGCAAUUGUUUGACUGGGGGUACUGGUUGGUGGAAAUAUGAAUUCUGUUAUGGACGGCAUGUACGCCAAUUUCACAAGGAUAAAAAAUUGGAGUCGGAACUCUUUUUAGGUUACUUUUCUGAGAACUCACAUCGUCAAUGGUUGGCAAAAAAUUUAGACAAAAUGCCCAAACGCGUUGGCUAUUCCACAGCGCUAUGGCAUCACUACGACCGCGGAACACAUUGCGAUCGCACAGGUUUACCGCGUGAGGUAGAUGUCAAAUUAAUGUGUACGCCGAUCAGUAGUAGUGCCAGUUCGGUAUCUAUAUAUUUGUUGGAACCAAAGAUGUGUCAAUAUAUACUUGUAGUGGAGUCGCCAAUUAUCUGCGAUCUGAUGAAAUUAGCCGAUGAAUACGGUUUAGUGCAGGAAGAAAAUUUACAAGAAUUACUACAGAAGAAUACAUUGUCAAAUGAAGAAAACUCAAAGGAGUCAACAACAACAACAACACCAACUAAGCGUACAAGUGAAGCUGAAGUCAUAGAGGUAAAUAACAUAAAUGACGCAAUAAUACCACAAGAUGUACUUGCAUGAAAUGUAAAGUUUAAUAUGUAAUAUAUAUGUUGUACUACAUUCUUGAGCGUGAUAUGUAAAACGAUUUUCACCAUUAUAGCUUAAUAAAUUUAAUUUUAAAAAUAUA